AAAAAGAAAGAGAAAAGAAAAAAUCAUAAUAGUUCUUAAAAUGUGUUGUUGAUAAUUCCCAGUUACACAGCAAUAAACACAGUUGCCAUCAAAUCCAGAGCACUUCUCAAAUCACCCCCCUUCUUUUUCCUUUCCUUUUUUUCCCCAGUUGUCCUCAUACAGGUCCUGUUCUCUUGCCCCAACUGCAGUCCUUUCUCCAUGCAGCAACCUGAGUGAUGGUGUGAAAAUGUAAAUCAGAUUGUAGUGACUUCUGUGUGACAGCCCUUCUGUGUGACUUCUCCCUAUACCUGUGAGAAAACACAAAACCCCUGUCAGGGUCUGCAGGCCUGGAAGUGAUCUAAGCUGGCUGUCUCAUCCUCCUGUGGCAGUAGCUGUGAUUCAGCACCCUCUGUCCACCUCUCCUUCCUUGAAUGUCUUCUGAAGAACCAUUCUUUUCACCCAUGUCUUUUGGGGUUAUUCUUCUGUCCAUUUUGUUCCGUGGCUAACUCCUUAGUUGCCUUACCUCAGUUUUACUCUCAUUUUCUGGAACAUGUUCCAGGUCCCCCUGUCAUUCCUCUGUGUUGCUUUUCUUCCUCUUUUCAUGAGUUUUAAGUACGCCUGCUUGUCCUGCCUGAUUCCCUGUAAUCUUCAGAAAGGGAAGAAGAUGGAAGAUGAACCGCAUCUGUAUGAAUACAGUGCUGGGUGUGGUGGUCCACGCCUUCAACUGCCACACUUGGAGGCAGAGGCAGGUGGAACUCUGUGGGCCAGGAGGCAGCCUGGUCUCUGUCUAUGGAGGAAAAACAGAGUAAAGAUUGCUCACGUUCCUUCUGUCUGAUCUUUGAGCAUCAUGAAAGACGAGCCAGAAGCAGCCGAGCUGAUUCUGCACAAUGCUCUUCGCCUGGCGUACGAGAGUGACAACAGGAAGGCCAUCACGUACACUUAUGACUUGAUGGCCAACUUAGCAUUUAUACGAGGGCAGCUUGAAAAUGCAGAACAGCUUUUUAAAGCAACAAUGAGUUACCUGCUUGGAGGAGGCAUGAAACAGGAAGACAAUGCGAUAAUUGAAAUCUCUCUGAAACUGGCCAAUAUCUAUGCUGCUCAGAAUAAACAGGAAUUUGCCCUUGCUGGCUAUGAAUUCUGCAUUUCAACUCUAGAGGGGAAAAUUGAAAGAGAAAAGGAAUUAGCAGAAGAUAUUAUGUCAGAAGAAGCAGCUAAUACUUACCUCCUCCUUGGCAUGUGUUUAGACUCUUGUGCACGCUACCUGCUAUUCUCCAAGCAGCUAUCACAGGCACAAAGGAUGUACGAAAAAGCCCUGCAGAUUUGUCAAGAAAUACAAGGAGAAAGGCACCCACAGACCAUUGUGCUGAUGAGUGACUUGGCUACUACUCUGGAUGCACAGGGCCACUUUGAUGAUGCCUACGUUUAUAUGCAGAGAGCAUCAGAUCUGGCAAGAGAGAUUAAUCACCCUGAGCUGCACAUGGUACUCAGCAAUCUGGCUGCCAUACUGAUACACAAAGAACGAUAUACACAAGCAAAGGAGAUCUACCAGGAAGCGCUGGAGCAAGCAGAGCUGAAAAGAGAUGAGGUUUCUGUUCAGCACAUCAGGGAAGAAUUGGCUGAGCUGUCAAGAAAAAGUAGACUUUUGACUUAAUUUUGUUAAACUAUACAAGUUCAUUUUGUUGUAGAAGAGGGUAACCUCUGAUAACUCAAAGGAGUAAUUGUUUCUUCAUUGUCUGGACCUCAAUCAGUGGUGUAAAUCAUUGUUGAAAUUCAACGUUCUUCAACUCAGCUUCGGUGAAGGGCAAGUUGUCGACACUGCCACUUUUUGUUUCUGAAUUUAUUUUACUUUGAGAUGGGUAUCUCUAUGUGUAGGCUGGCCUGGAAAUUGCUGUAUGCUUGAAGUUGGCCUCUAACUUGGAGUACUCCUCCCUCAGCUUCGAAAGUGCCUGGCCCUACUUUUGUUUUUAAAGGUGAAAUAGCUUUUACCCUGUACUUACUGUAUAUAAGGCGCAGUCCAUGCUCAUCUGAGAAAGUUCUAGACUACAGUUGGCCAGGUUCCUCACGAUAAUGGUCGUUACGCCUUCCGUAAGAUCUUGAUUCAUGUUUACUCUUCUCUGUCCAUCUCUGGCAAACAAGGUACUUGUAUCAUGACACAGGAGCAUUUUAGUGAGUUCUCUUACACACUAUUUUAUUGAAGCAUUGUGAGAUUUCAUGAUUGUGAGGGGGAGUGAGAAUUCUAGUUGGCCACCAUUAGGCAGCACUCACUUCUAAAGUGGAAAUGAGACACUUGGACUGCAUACCUGUUCAUAUGUAACUACUAAAAAUGUUGGUGGCAGGAGGAAUGAAGCCCUCCCUCAUCAGUGCUGUCUGAGCACUGGGCUUCCUUGUUACACAGGCACACAGUGGAGUCAGGUAAUGCUGCCAGCACCGAUGUCACCGUGCCAACAUGUAACCACUCACCUGGAUUCUAUUUAGUUCUACCUUGUUAUUUUGCAAUCUCUGCAUUCACAGCUGUGAAGUCUGAAAACAAUUAGAUUGUCUGAUGACUUUAUAACUGCCUCAGAGUAUGUGGAUGCUUUUACCUUUGCAGUCUGGCAAAUGGCCUUUUGCCUAAAGAAAGACAGUUUUUCUGGGUGCCACGAAGGAACCUUGGUGGUGUUGGCCCGCCCGUGGCAGUAGGCGGUAUGAUAGGUUUGCCAGUGUACAUGAAUUCAUGUGUUUGUGCUGGGAGAAUCUUCAUAAUAAACUAGAGACUACACAAUUGCAUGUAUUCUAAUAAUCUUUGAAUCAUAGAAAAAAUAAUGGCAGGUUACUAAGGUCCAAAUCCUCAGCGCCACACCGGAGUCUGUUGUGCGAGGAGAGCCCCA
This is a messenger RNA of Apodemus sylvaticus (European woodmouse), 2846 nucleotides long. It is a transcript of the gene Ttc19, whose product is annotated as tetratricopeptide repeat domain 19. Gene Ontology annotation, biological process: mitochondrial respiratory chain complex III assembly. Lineage: Eukaryota; Metazoa; Chordata; Mammalia; Rodentia; Muridae. Gene Ontology annotation, molecular function: protein binding. Gene Ontology annotation, cellular component: mitochondrial inner membrane. The coding region runs from base 827 to 1630 and encodes 267 amino acids. The record is from RefSeq and is a predicted model, not a curated record. The transcript has 9 exons.